Messenger RNA from Vicia villosa (hairy vetch), 1581 nucleotides. RefSeq lists its product as uncharacterized. The record is from RefSeq and is a predicted model, not a curated record. Lineage: Eukaryota; Viridiplantae; Streptophyta; Magnoliopsida; Fabales; Fabaceae. The transcript has a single exon. The coding region runs from base 1 to 1581 and encodes 526 amino acids.
AUGGUUCAUUGGGAUGCCUUGGCUUGUAUUAUGAAGGAGAUGGGUAUACCGAAUAUUUUUACUAAUUGGGUGAUGAAUCUUGUCAAUUCUGUCUGUUAUGUUUUUAAAGUCAAUGGCAGGUAUUCUAAUAACUUGCAAGCCAGGAGAGGAAUUCGUCAGGGAGAUCCCAUAUCUCCGCUCCUAUUUGUUUUGAUGAUUGAAUACCUUAACAGAUGCAUGGUGAGGAUGCAGCGUGAUCCGGGAUUUCAUCAUCAUGCCAAAUGCAAGCCUCUAGCACUUACGAAUCUUGCGUUUGCCGAUGAUAUCCUACUGUUCUGUAGGGGUGAUGCACAAUCUGUCCAAUUUCUAAUGAAUACUUUCCAGAACUUCUCUGCUUCUACAGGUCUCAUAUUCAAUCCUCGAAAGUGUAAAGUAUUUUAUGGAAGUGUUGAUGACGAGAUUCGGGGCCAGAUACAAGCUUUAACAGGUUUUGAUGAAGGAAAAUUCCCUGUUCGGUAUUUGGGAGUUCCCCUCAGCAGCAAGAAGCUAAGUGUGAAUCAUUAUCUUCCCCUUGUUGAUAAGAUUACCUGCAGAAUCCGUCACUGGUCCUCAAAGAUGCUUAGUUACGCUGGUCGUGUCCAAUUAGUCCGCAGUGUGAUUGGUUCCAUUACUCAGUAUUGGAUGCUUAACUUUCCCUUCCCUAAAUCUGUUUUGAAGCAAAUUGAUACUAUUUGCCGUACCUUUGUGUGGACAGGAAAAUCGGAGGCAAGUAGGAAAAGUCCGGUGGCUUGGCAGAAAGUUUGCAGCCCGUGUAAGCAAGGAGGAUUGGGCUUACUAAAUAUCACCGUGUGGAAUCAAGUUACACUUCUUAAAUGCCUUUGGAACAUUUGCAACAAAAGUGAUAGCCUUUGGAUCCGGUGGAUCCAUAAGGUUUAUUUGAAAGGGAAGAAUGUGAUGGAGGUAGAGACGGGGCAGUCCUUGACUUGGAUUAUGAAAAAAGUGCUGAAUUGUAAAUCUAUGAUCGCUAAUAUUGAUUCGGAGUGGCAGCGUAUGAUUUUAAACCGUAAGUUCUCUAUGAAAACUGUGUAUAACUGUUUGAUCGCAGGUAAUUCUGUUUGUUGGCACUCGUUGUUGAGACGUAAUAUUGCUCGGCCUAGAGCUCGAAUUACGUUGUGGAUGUUGUGUCACGGCCAAUUACCUACCAAAGAGCGGUUGUACAGAUUCGGUUUGCUGGAUAACAAGAGGUGCAACCUGUGUGAUCAUGAAGAGGAAACCGUUGAACAUCUCUUUUUCGAUUGCUCUGCUACUAAGAGAUUAUGGACUGCAAUUUUGAACUGGCUUCAUAUUCACCACUGUCCAUUGCCUUGGAGUUUAGAGUUGCCUUGGAUAUUGGAGAACACUAAAGGAAAGGGUUGGAAAGCAAUGUUUUUUAAACUGGCAGUUACGGAAGCUGUCCACGAAAUUUGGCUAUAUCGUAAUGAUUCUAUUUUCAAUAGCAAUACACAUAGGAAUAAUACUGUGGAAAAGAUUAUUGAUUGUAUAGCAUAUAGAGGUUGGGAAAAUAGAAAACUUAGAUUGCAUGUGGCAAAUCUAAUGCUGUAG